Molecule: messenger RNA, 9525 nt
Organism: Phycodurus eques (leafy seadragon)
Lineage: Eukaryota; Metazoa; Chordata; Actinopteri; Syngnathiformes; Syngnathidae
Product: protein IWS1 homolog
Exons: 16
Coding region: 704-2824 (706 amino acids)
Biological process (GO): poly(A)+ mRNA export from nucleus
Cellular component (GO): nucleus
Source: RefSeq, a predicted model, not a curated record
CGACGCGAAGCUAGAGAAGUCGAAGUCACCGUGUGUGUGUGUGUGUGUGAGCGUGUGUGCGCGCGCGCGCGCGCGUAUGUGUGUGUGUGUGUGUGUGUGUGUGUGUGUGUGUGUGUACGGCAAGAAAACCAAAAGACCAACGAUGCCAUAUACGGUUGCGUAAAACGGCGUACAAUUACGACAAGGGAACUGUGAGUCUGUUUCACGUGGAAAAAAAUAAUAAAUAAAUAAAUAUAUAUUCUUAUCAUUUAAAAAAAAUGCUUUUUAUUGAUAUCAUACGCUUUGGGGUUGAUAAACAGUAACCCUCAUAAUAAUCGAUUGCGGAAUAAAACGUUACGACUUUAUUUCCGUGUCCAUGCAUUGCUUUCUCUGGGAACGUCGACCUCUCCAACAUGGCCGACAGGUAGGCACGUUGGUAAGCCGGGCUGUUUCACUUGCGCCAUCAUAUCUAUGGGUAGAUUGCCUAAUUUGGCUUCUUGUUUGGUGCGUCAUUAUAAGGCGCCGGUUACGUUUGCGCAUGCGCAUAUGACCGUCCCGCUCCAUUUUGGCUCGCCUUCUUCUUCCAACAAGCGGCGGCUACCGUGGGGGUAGCGGAAGCCAACUGUCUUCUUUUCGUCUAAGUUCCGUGUUGAUAAAGCGUGGAUAGCAUAAUAGUUGUCGCGCGUGCUUUUCGUCUCAACUGCGAGCCGUCUUCGUCUGAAAAAUGGACGGAGAAGAGGACGACUUCAUGUCCGGGAGCCACUCCGACGACGGAGGCGGAACUCCAGUCCAGGAUGAACAUCUGGCAUCAGACGGCGAGGACGCGAGCAGCAACAAACAUCGUUCUGAGGACGAGGGCAGCGACGACGAGGACGCGUCCUACGACAAACGCCGGGAAGACAGCGAGUCCGACGACGACGACGCCCGGCGAGACGCCGGCAGCGACUCUGAGGCGGAAGCGCCCGUUCGCCGCCGCGACGACGACCGGGGGAGCGGCUCCGACGAGGAACCUCCGAGGACCGCCGUCAGCGACGACGACUCUGUGGGCAAACGCGGGAUGAGCGCGUCAGCGGACGAGGCGCCGGUCAAACGCGCCGCCUCGGACGACGAGGAGGGCGAGGCGUCCUCCUCCGCCCGGCGCAGAGGGAGCGGCUCGGACAGGGAGGAGGACGGAGGCCCGGCGGCGGCGGCGGCGAGCGACUCUGACAACGAGGACGCCAAAGCCAAAUCCCCCGCCGACAGUGACUCUGACACGGAGACGCCGGCCAGGCGCAAGGCGCCGGCCGACUCCGGCGACGAGUCGGACACGCGGCCGAGGGGGGGCGACGAGCGGGCGGGAGGCGAGCGGAAGGCCGUCGUGCGGUCAGACAGCGACGACGACGACGACGACCACAAGGAGGACGGCGGCGGCGAGGGGGGGAAGGACGCCCCCGACGUGGCGGGAAGUGACGGAGACGCGCGCGAGGCGCGGAAAACCUCGGACAACAGCGACGACGACGAGCCGCCAGUGAAGAGGAAGAAGGCCGUCCUCUCAGACAGCGACGAAGACGAGCGGGCUGGCAAAGCGGCCGUCAAGAGGAGUCGCGCGGUUUCCGACGACGACUCCGACAGCGACGGCGAGUCGGGCGGGAUCGAUAAGAGCAUGGCGGCCAAGCUCCGAGAGCUCGGCUCGGACAGCGGCAGCGACGACGACGGCGGCGGCGGCGGCGGGCGCGCCGAGGCCGCGGCCGAGGACAAGGACGAGAAGGCGCUCUUUGGGAGCGACAGCGACGACGACGACAACCAGGAGGAGAAAAUGAUCGCAGACAUCUUCGGGGAGUCUGGAGACGAGGACGAGGAAGAGUUCACGGGCUUCAACCAGGAGGACCUGGAGGGCGCAAAGAAGGAGGCCAAGGAGAAGCGGCAGGAGCCGGACGACUCGGACUCCGACGAGGGCGUCCGGCGCAGGGGCCAAGACACCAGCUUCAUGUCCGACUUCGACAUCAUGCUGGCUCGCAAGAAGGCCAUGAGCGGCAAGCGGCGGCGCCACCGAGACGGCGGAACGUUUAUCAGCGACGCCGACGACGUGGUCAGCGCCAUGAUCGCCAAGAUGAACGAGGCCGCGGAGGAAGACAGAACCCUGAACAGUGCCAAGAAGCCGGCGCUGAAGAAGCUCACUCUGCUGCCUCAAGUGGUCAUGCACCUGAAAAAGCAGGACCUGAAGGAGACGUUCAUCGACAGCGGCGUCAUGUCGGCCAUCAAAGAGUGGAUCAGCCCGCUUCCCGACAAAUCGCUGCCGGCGCUCCGGAUCCGAGAGGAGCUGCUCAGGAUCCUGCAGGAACUGCCGAGCGUCAGUCAGGAGACGCUGAAGCACAGCGGGAUCGGCCGCGCCGUCAUGUUCCUGUACAAGCACCCCAAAGAGUCGCGAUCCAACAAAGACCUGGCGCUCAAGCUCAUCAACGAGUGGUCGCGACCCAUCUUCGGCCUGACGUCCGACUACAAGGGGAUGACGCGAGAGGAGCGGCAGCAGCGGGACCUGGACCAGCAGAUGCCUCAGCGCAGGCGACUCAGUUCCGGUGGACAGACUCCCCGCCGGGACCUUGAGAAACAGCUGACGGGAGAGGAGAAAGCGCUGCGACCGGGCGACCCGGGCUUCUGCGCCAGGGCCCGAGUACCGAUGCCCUCCAACAAAGACUACGUCGUGCGGCCCAAAUGGAACGUGGAGAUGGAGUCCAGCAGGGGUUCCGUGAAGAAGGGGAUGUCCCGGGUGGACAAGCAGAUGCGUCGCUUCGCAGACAUCCGCCGCCUCACCAAGACGGGACACGCCGUGAAAAUCAGCGUGGAGGGAAACCGCAUGCCGCUAUAGGAUUGCUUUUCUUUUCUUUACUCUUCUUGAUUUUGUUUGUUUGUUUGUUUGUUUGUUUGGUUGGCGCAGCUCGUCACAAAAGUGAGCGCUCGCUCUGUCGUUUUUAAUUGCCAUCCGUGAAGCCCGGCCGCUCGGUCACACGGUCUCCGUCGAUGUCAUCGGAAGUUCAAAUAUGUCAUCUGCGGUGUUCUAAAAGAUGAGCGUGUCGCAUAGUGGUCUCUCGAAAGAGAUGCCUCAAAUUCAACAGGAAGUCACCAGUGAUGUCACAUCAGGUCUCCUCGACAAGGCUGAUGAUGUCCCAGAUCGUCCAAGGUCCGCUUGGAGAACCUUCGUGUGCUCUGUUCUGGGUCCAGGAUGCUUUUCUUAAUAAAAAAAAAAUAAUAAUAAUAAAAAAACAACAACAACAACUGGCCUCUUUCUGUCACGCAUACGUACAUGACACCGUUGUUAUGAUAAUAUGAUCUGUUCGUGUCUAUCAUGUUAACAUCUGGGAAGACUGAAGAUGAACAGAUUGUUACCAGAACGACGUAUCCGACUUGUUCUUAGACCAGGACAUUUGUAAUGGAGAUUAUUCUCAAUGAGGCUUUCCUGUUCAAACAAACAAACAAACAAACAAAAAAAUACUGUGUGACUGGAAAUUCCCCCAUUGUACCUAAAGUAACCACCCUGAUCCACUGGGUUUAAAAAAAGAACACUGAUAAACGAUCAGUAUAAAAAAAAUCAGUAUAAUACUAACCAAACCUUAUGAUAAGAUGGAUAUUUUAUUUAAAACGCACCAUAAGAAGUUGAGGUUUCCAAUGUGACGUCAUUGUAACGGAAAUCAUUCCCACGACCGGCGAGUGAAAAGUAGAAAAGGAAGCAAUUAGCAACGUACACUUACGUGCUUAGAAAAACACAACAUCAUUCAUGAAGCACAACGGUAAGUUGGAAAUAACUUGUGAAAUAAUGCUUUUGUGCUUCCAACUUGAAGGCUCGAAUACAAAUUGUGGCGGUGGUGUUGUUAGCUAGCACAAGCUAGCUCAAUUCAGUGGAACAUCCGGGUACAAAAUGAUUUGUAUAUCUGCUCCGGACCCCCACGUGAAGAUUAAAAACAAUAAUAAUAAUCACUUAACAGUUCUGCUUGUACUCUUUAUGGUGUGCUCCGAUCAUCUCGACACGCAAGACCAAACACCACCGAUCUCGAAUCUAGUCUUGCAAGACUGAGCAAAAGCCAGGAAGAAGAAACAUAACACAAUAUGUCGGGCGCAUGUUUCGACAAAGGUGUUUUCAUUCCCAGCCGCUUCCUUGUUCCUCAGUCAGGUCAGUCGAACACGCAAAUACAAAAUGAGUACACUCGCAAGGAGCCGCUGUUGGCCACAGUUCAACCCAACUCCAGCGCCUGAUUCCACUCACUAGGCCACGCCCCUUUAAGGCACACAUCCAACAUGCAUACUGCAUAUAUGUCCGGUAAAUACAUGUCACAAAUCCCCUUUUUUUUUUUUUUUAACAUAUUCUCUUUAAUGUGUUGAUACAAUACAGUGCUCUUUUAUUGUAUUAUUUAUUGUUUGGUAGGCAGGAACAGAUUUGGAAACAUUCAUUUUGUGUUUCAAGUAUAACAAAGAUUGAGUUGACUGCUGGACUUCCAGGUUGGCGAUCUUGGCGGCCGCUGAUUGGCUGAGGCCUAGGACAAGAGGCAGUGCUUACUCGGUCACAUUGUCCAAAUGAGCGACGCUGUCAUGCGGUACCUCGAGCGGCCGGAGGUGGCGUUGCCUAGCCUCUUGCGCUUGGAAGGCGUGUCAUCCCGAUCCUGUCCACGGGAGGAAGGCUGAGGCGUCGCCGUGGCAACGCAAUCACGCUGACAGCCACGCAGACGACAACAACACUUCAGCGUGUUCUGACCCGUACCCGUCGGCCGCACGUUUGGCGGCGGCGCCGGCGGAAAGUCGAUCCAACCGGUUCGGCGGCGGCGCGUUCGCCUUCCUCUUGGGCUCCGUCACGCCGUUCUCCGCCUUCGCGCGGCGAUCCGCCCGCAGCGGCUCGAUGCCGCCCGCGCGGGCCGACGAGGCGGGCGCGGACCUCGUGGAGGCGGCGCCGUCUACAUGCUGGAAACGCCAACACAACACGACGCAGAUGGGUGGCAUCAGGCUAGUUGCAAGGUGCGUUUGCGCUUUGUUGGAUUAUUCAUAAUGAGAUAUUUUUGACAUAAAUAUCAAUAUGCACCACUUUUUUUAAGUGUUAAUAUUUUCAAAUGAUCGUUUCUACAACAUUCCUAGGAAAUCACAAUGUCCCAUCACUGGCGCGCAAGUAUUAGAACAGGUCGGCGAGCGCCAUGUUGGAAUUAAUUGUCAUUAAAUAAAAAUUGUUUUUUUAAAUAUAUUUAUAUAUAUAUUUAUAUAUAUAUAUAUAUAUAUAUAUAUAUAUAUAUAUAAAUUCACUUAUUCAUAGAUUUUUUUGGGGGUGGGCAGCGGGGGCGGCGCAUGGGUGUCCCCCGUUUUUUUUGCGGAAACCCCUCGCUUCUGCUAGCGCACGGCAAAUUGACACCACAGCGGUCAUGCCUUCUGUCUCUGAUAGGUUGUUGUUCUCCGGGCGCAGUGGUUUCCCUGCAAACUCUGACUAUAAUUAUCUUGCUAGCGUGCGCGCGUGUGUUUUCCAACCUGUUGCGGUAGCGGGAGCCGGCGGCCGUCGCGCUGGGCCACGUUGACGGACAGCAGACAGAUGACGAGCAGCGAGCCGCACACGCGCAUCUGUGAGCGAGCGCACAACCGUCACUCUUCACACCUAGCGCCUGCCUGUUAGCAUAUUAGCCUACGAACACAUUUGCGCUGCAUGCUAACACCUGGAGCAGAAUCCACGCACGCACGCACACACACACACAGAGUCCACUUUUAGCUCUGCUGACGGGGAUGAGUAUUGUCCAGCAACAUCCGGCUAAUUUUAGCAUUUUCCAUCCCCGCAAAUAAACGCCUUUUGACUGUCCAAAAAAACGAGACACCCCCCCACCCGAGGCACACACGCACGCACGCACGCACGCACGCACACACAUGGGCAAAGACACAUGCCGGCAACAUCAAACACAAUUCUUGAUGACGCACAAGUUACACACACACAAGUCAAUUGUUCCAUUCACAAAAAUGCGCCGGUCUUGCCAGACUUUCAUCUUCAACAUCAGCCAAACUUUAUGAAAGAUGUUAAGUAAGUUUUGUAUGAAGAGUGACAUUCAAAUUUACACUGGGGAAAAGCAAAACUUUGAAUUGACUGAACUGGAACACUGUUCAUCACUUGCACAGGAUUCAAAUCAUUUCGAGUGAUGUUAUUGGAUUACUUUGGAGGGAAUAGGGGCAACAUUUUGUCGUCAUCUUGCAAACACUUCAAUCACGUGCAACCGAAAAGUUAAAAUACACGUUAUGAGACUGGGGAAGACGUUCUUCUUCUUUUUUCAAAAAACGUCCGGGUAUGGCAAAAGACAAUCUCCGCUCAAUUGCCUUACAUGGGUAAAGAAAGGUUCAAGACAAAUAAUAUAGUUUGUGUAUUUUCUUGCGUAAAAUGAUUACGUGACAUGAAGAGACACGUGCUGAGUGACACCCGUGUCCGCGCUUCAGGAGAAGUUCCGAAUAUUGUUAUGAAUAUGGAAACAACACCAACACGCCGACAUCAAAUCAUGCAGAAAAACUGCGAGGAUUUGUGUCUAAAAAUGGUCAAAUGUCAACUGGCAUUUGCAAAAUCGUUGCUCCGAUCAACGAACAGCGCAAGUCUUGUUGAAACGACAUCAAAGUCGAGCGAUCAAACUGAAUUGAAAAGACAAAAAGCGGAACGGCACACGCAGAGACAGACGCGCGCGCGCGCGCACGUGUCUUACCUCCAGCGUGUCGUCCGUUGUGUCGCCGCCUGCGGACUCCACGUCAGGUUUUAUAGCAGCCGCCCGCCCGUCCUCCCUCGUGACCUCGCUUCCUGUGCGGGCGUCACUUAGCCUGAACUGCAACCGCAGCUUUCCUCCCUCGUCUCCUUUCCUUUCCCUCGUGUCCUCGUCCCCUCCGACUUUGAAGACUACGAUGACGCUCGCGCAUCCAAAGCACGAACUCCUCCGGCAUCGAUCGACCUGAGCCGAAGCAGCUGUGAGGAUUUGGUUGGGUUUGCUUUGGUUUUAUCAACCGAAAGCGCAAAAGUCAGAUUAUUAUUGCUGUCGUAGAUUUUCAGGACUUCGGUCACUGAUUUGACAGCGCGGCAUCCCGUGAGGGCCGAGUUUCAAAACAAUGUUUUUUGAACUCAUUUUCAUGAAUGUAUUGAUUCAAGCUGCGACAAUCGAUCCAUUAACGACGAACGGCUUAUCAAAUGAAUCAACGACUGUUUUGAUCAUCGAUUACGGGUAAUCGUUUAGAGAGCUCGUCGAACUGCAAAUUGUCCAAAUGGUCGCAAAUCUCAACAGUAAAUUUCUCUCGUCCUCCACGUUUGCAGGCUGAUUAUCUUUUGUGUUGAAUCUAAAGAAGUCUUGUGCUAACAUCUUCGUUUACUUUGGAAAACAAAGAUCGAUAUUUUUGCCGAUCUUCGGACGGAUGUUACGGACCAAAACCACAAACUGAAUCGUCGUCAAUUUGUUUGUGUGUAUUUUUCACUGUCAAUUUUCACUGCCGAAACGUAUUUGCCGAAAAUAGCCCACAAGUGCAUUAUUUUUGACUUUUUGGGUGAAAAUAAAAUGUCACAUCGCUGGCACGUGCGAGUUACGAGUUACGAGUUACAGCGUGACGAAUCAUUUACGAUUAAAGUGGCACUCAGCAGAUAGCCGUGUUUUGUUUCUAAAUACGUUCAAUAUGUUUGAAGAUAAGUGCCGAAAACAUGUGACAUAACACAAGACCUCGAACAAUAUACGUACCGCUAAAUUGUUGAGCUCCGGCAUUAGCAUCUUUUUCACCGUUUGAAUUUUCCUGAUUUUGUGACAUCACGGGGCCGGCCGGCGCGUAUACUUUCUCGCGCGACUUCGUCAUGUCGUUUCGCCGCCUAGCUUCCAUGACGAGGCCCUUUUACCAUUCGGGCGUGCAGCGAGCGAGCUAACGAUGGCUACGCCCGAAAACGCGCCUUCUCCGGAUGCGUCACUCGACUGGACUUUUUUGAAGCUCCCAAAAAAACGAGGAAAUAAAAAAGUGAUGCAUUGACAAAAUCGCGUCCGUUUGAAAGACACACGCGUCUUUCAAACGGACGCGAUUUUGGUUUGUUUGUGUCGCCACGGGCACCGUGCCACCCCCCCGGGGGGCCCGGCGACCUCCGUCUCCUCGUCUCGCUCGCCCACAUUGAGAAAACACACCUGCGCUAUUAAUAGCAGCUAACGCGCCAGUAAUGACGGAAAUAACCGGGCGGCUAAUUGGCGACGACCUUCUCGGGUCGCGCCGAUGUCCUUCCACGCCGCACCGCGCUUUUCCUCCCUGGUGCUUUCCUGAAUGCAUUCAUAUCAGUUUCCAAUUUGCGCACACGCACACACGCACACACGCACACACCCGUUGCUCCUUUCCAAGAAGUGAUGUGGGCUCUGACUAAUACCUGGGAAAGAGUGCGUCACCUCAGCUUGUUCCUAACGAAGCCACUUUGCUCGGCAGGUUCCGCUUCCGCACCGUGAGCCAGUGGAGAAAGAAAAUGAUUCAGCUCCGUGUCAGAAAUUUGGAGCCCCGGACUUCUUGUGGCUCUGCACACGCAGAACUUUUUUGUGGUCCCGUUCCGGUUUGUAACUCUUAAAUCCGAUGUAAACUCAACAAUCUGUGGUUUUGAACUAAUUCCUCUUCUACCUUAACGCUCUAGUGUGGUUCUGACUUCAAUCCAAUCAACUCUCUGCUUCUGAGGUCCCUGGAACCUCACCUAUCUGUGGUCCUGAUCCAAUCCCCUCGAACGUCAACAAUCCCUGGUUGUGAACUAAAUGCCUCUUAACCUUACCUUGUGGUUCUGACUUCGAUCCCCUUCAACCAUCUGUGGUUCUGACUUACAGUGGGUACGGAAAGUAUUCAGACCCCCUUAAAUUGAAAUUGAAUCACGAGGUUCUGAACAUAACAGCGAUAACAGCCCCUACCCGCCAUUGAGGACUCGCACGCUGCCAGAACUGAGACAAGGGCGUGCAAAAUCCUCUCGGACCCUCCGCGCCCCGGUCACCGGCUCUUCCGGCUCCUUCCCUCAGGUCGGCGCUACCGAUCAACGCAAACUAGAACUAGUAGACAUUCCGACAGCUUCUUCCCUCUUGCCAUCGACGUCUUCAACACCUAACCUCAAAUUCCGUUACGACCAGCUGGCAAUUAUUUGACGUGAGUUGGUUGCCACAUUUCUGUGGGGCCAACGAUGUAGGACUCGUGCACUCGCUGUCGUCGUCUCGCCACGCUGCACUAUUUGCAUAUACCGGCCGCUCGUGCCAGAGUCGCAUCUGCUCCAUUUGCACACGGAUUGAGGAGCGUCUGCAACAUUUGCACAACCGACAUCGUCCCAGAUGAUCGCGCGACUCGUCACUUUAAACCGCAUCCGCUCCUUGAAGUCUCGGCGCCCUUUGCGCAACGGUCAUUGCGCCGGACUAUUGCAAUAUUCGUCGUUCGAACUGCUCUAAGUGCUGGAGGACUCUGCAUCUUUUUGCACAAUUGUUUUUUUGUCAAUGUCUUUCUGUCCCCAAAGUGUUCUGUCAAUUGACCGUCUGUCGUAGUCGAGCGGCUCCGACGACCGGAGACAAAUUCCUUGUGUGUUUUGGACAUACUUGGCAA